AUGGCUCACAAAUUCGGGGCUCACUUCGAAAACCACCCCAUGGUAGCGCCUAUCUGGGAUCGUCUUCGGGGCAUCGAACAACAGCUCGAUCGGCUUGACCUCGCAGUGAACACUAUUCUGAAGCAUUUGAACAUCUCGCUACCCAGUGAGCCUGGGCUGUUGAAUGGAGAACGGGGCCCCGUUGCCUCCACGUCCCAGACUGAAGGUGCUCCAGAGUCUGACAUCUCUGAAGCGGCGUAUAAAUACGAACCGCUCAGCUACGAUAAAUCAGAAAUUCGGCUGCUCGCUGUCCACAACGCAGACGACGACUCGGAGGACAUCAAGGGCUCUCUGGAGAUCGUGGGUCUUGAGGAAGGCCAGGCUGCGUGGCUGAAGCAGUACAACGCGAUGUCGUACUGCUGGGGGGAACCCGAGAUGGACGGGCGUGUCGUCGUCAACGGGCAUGUCUUUCCGGUCACACGGAAUCUGGAGAACGCAUUGCGCCAGAUGAGAAUGAGGGCGACCAAGGAAGCGGGGAAUACCAGGGUGCCUUCUGCAAAGACAUUCUGGUGGAUUGACCAGAUCUGCAUCAAUCAGCAGGAUAUUGAAGAACGCGGCAACCAAGUCUCAUUGAUGCGCCGCAUCUACAAGGGUGCCAAGUCCGUCCAUGUCUGGCUCGGCGAUGCCGUCGAAGGCUCUGCCCUCGCCAUCGAUGUUGUCGGUAAGAUUGGUCGGCCUCCCACCCGGGGCCCGGGUGAGAAAGAGGUCGAAUAUCCAGCACUCUCAGAGGCGGAAGUGCGCAAGAAUUGGCAGGCUUUACGUUUGUUACUGGAUCAGCCUUGGUGGCAACGAAGUUGGAUCCGUCAAGAAGUAUGCUUAGGCUCCCGCACACAGGUCAGUUGGGGUGAUCACAGUGUUGCCUUCGACGUGGUAUCACAAGCUGUCAUGGCCAUCGAGUACACAGAUAGCCUGGGCCAACAAAUCCCUGGACCGUGUUCUGAAGCCGUCGGACUGCAACAACAAACGGGAAACGCCACGCUUGAUUUCAGCUUCUACCACCAGGCACGGAGCCUUCGUGCCUUGAAGAAAGCCUCUCACUCGGGCCGCUCGUUUCUGCCGCUCCAUGAGCUCCUCCUUCAUUCCCGUCACUGCAAAGCCACGGAUCUGCGAGACAAGGUCUAUUCGAUGCUAGGCCUGGCAGACCCGGAGGUAUACCUGCUCCGGGCAGAUUAUCGACUUUCUCUCCCCGAAGUCUUGAAAUUGGCAGCCCGCACGAUCCUGCCUCAGAAGAAAGGUUUACGGCUCCUGGGUACGUGUCAGAAUCACGAACGGCGCCACGACCUGCCUUCCUGGGUGCCAAAUCUGAUUGACGACUGGAAAUAUCGGCCCUUCGAAGCCGACGACGCCAGACACUACAUCUCAACGGCAGAACCAAGCGUUGAAUUCGACCGGGACACCCUGCUCGUGAAAGGAUUCAUCUUUGACUCUGUAACCACAGUCUGCGAUAACGUCGUUCCGCACAGUGCAACGACGGAGCAGAUUGACGAAGUAUACCGGUCAUGGCAACAGUUUGCCGAGCAGGCACACGAAUCAGGACACAUUGACGUGGGUGGACACCAGUAUGGAGCAAAGUACGGACUCCACGAAAAGAAGGAUAUGUUCUGGGUCAACUUCCUGUCCACGGACCGCAUGGCGAGCAGGUAUCUUCGCUACUCACAGGACGACAACACCACGCUUCUCGCCGAGCGUGAAGAGGGGUUGAAGAUGCAAUACAUCGGCCUGAACCUGAAACUGGCCCAGAGUUACCUGCUUCCUGCGUCGUCUGAGCCGAGCCUGCAUCCACUGCGGCCGAUCCGAGCUGCCUUGAAAAAGUUCGGAGUCGGUCGACGCCUAGGGAUCUGUGCGGGGCAGAAGACCCCCGCGCUGCUGCCCGGAGACGCCGUGCCAGGUGAUGUGGUCGCCGUCUUCAGAGGCGCCACCUUCCCGUAUGUCCUGCGCAAGCUCGCCGGGACCGAAGAGUCGUCGGCGGAUCAGUAUGUGCUGGUUGGCGAGGCGUUUGUGCCCGAGACGGCAUCGAACAAGGCCAUCGCUUUCGCACCCAAAUUGAUGGAUACCAUACGCAUUGUCUGA
This is a messenger RNA of Fonsecaea erecta, 2109 nucleotides long. RefSeq lists its product as hypothetical. The record is from RefSeq and is a predicted model, not a curated record. The transcript has 3 exons. The coding region runs from base 1 to 2109 and encodes 702 amino acids. NCBI's taxonomy places the organism in Eukaryota, Fungi, Ascomycota, Eurotiomycetes, Chaetothyriales, Herpotrichiellaceae.